CAGAGACUUACAUGAGCAGUGACACUGUCACCUUCCAUGCGAUCAUGCUUACAUUUGAAUGAGUAAAUGUAAAAGAGUUCAACUUACAUGUUACAUGCAUUGUGCCUUCAGUAUGUUACCUUUAGGUUAACAAUCCGAAGUCAUUUAAUUUAAUGCACAUGGUUGUGCGAAGGUAUUCUACCUCAUGGUGAAAGUUGGCAGAUCAGUUCAGCUGAUCAGGAAUCUCGUGUACUCGCGACAAUGUUGUUUUCCAGCAGCGGUACAGUGAGAGCCGCCGUCCAGUACGUUACUCGGUCUCACUGGAGUCCAGGGUCUGUGUGGUGUUCAUGCAGGAGUGUGUCUGUGAAAACAGGGGGAUGGAAAACCAAGAAAGUUCCUCAGAGAUACCUGGGACAGCCAAGCCCGUACACACACCCUCACCUCAUCAAACAUGGUGAGGUGACGCCAGGUCUCACCCAGACAGAGUUUGAGUUCCGCCGGCAGCGCUUGGCGUCUCUGAUCGAGAUGCAGGCAGAACGACUAACAGGUUCUGGAGCCUCUUCAGACUCCUCUCACAUUGUCAUCGUCCUAUCGCAUCCCAUUCGCUACAUGACCAAUGACAUCCCUUACCCGUUCCACCAGAACCAGGACUUCCUGUACCUGACAGGAAUUAUGGAGCCGGACAGCGCACUGGUGAUGUACGGAUCGGGUAAGCCGGACCAGGCUGUGUUGUUUGUGCCACGGCGAGACCCAGCCCGAGAGCUUUGGGAUGGGCCUCGUUCGGGGAAAGACGGAGCAGCUGCUUUAACAGGUCUAGAGCGGGUUCAUAGCACAGAGGAACUGGGCAUAUUGCUAAAAAGCAUAAAAGGAGGAACUAUAUGGUACGACAGCUCUCAGCCUUGCCAUCCACAGUUACACCAAACUCAUGUGCGCCCCCUAUUAGAAGGAGGACAGCUGACGAAGUCUCUCCGACCUCUUACUCAUUCCCUCAGAGCCAUUAAGAGCCCAGCAGAGGUUGCUCUGAUGAAUGAGGCAGGACGGAUCACUGCCCAGGCAUUUAAGAAGACGAUGGCCAUGUCAAGAGGAGACAUUGAUGAGGCUGUUCUCUAUGCAAAGUUUGAUUUUGAAUGCCGUGCUCAUGGCGCAAACUUCCUGGCAUAUCCGCCUGUGGUUGCUGGUGGAAACCGAGCCAACACACUUCAUUACAUCAACAACAAUCAAAUAGUGAAGGAUGGAGAAAUGGUCUUGUUGGAUGGGGGCUGUGAAUAUUUCGGUUAUGUGAGCGACAUCACACGCACUUGGCCGGUGAAUGGAAAGUUCAGUCCUGCUCAGAGAGAGCUGUAUGAGGCCGUGCUGGAGGUGCAGUUGGCCUGUCUGUCUCAGUGCAAUCCUGGCGUCAGUCUGGACUAUAUUUACUCCACCAUGCUCGCACUGUUGGCCCAGCAGCUCAAAGAGCUCGGGAUCGUCCCACAAAGCACCAGUGAUACAGACACACUGAAGGCUGCUCGGCAGUUUUGCCCCCAUCACGUGGGUCACUACCUGGGCAUGGACGUUCAUGACACCCCUGAGCUGUCCCGUUCACAACCGCUGCAGCCUGGCAUGGUGAUCACAAUAGAGCCAGGACUGUACAUCAGCGAGGAUGACAGCUCAUGUCCAGAGCGAUUCCGUGGUCUUGGAGUGCGAAUCGAAGAUGACGUGGUGAUCCGAGACCAUGAGGGACCCCUCAUCCUGUCUGCACACACCCCAAAAACCAUCGCUGAGGUGGAGAGAGCUUGCGCACAAGGAGAGGACUGAAAGGAAAGAGUAAAAGAUAGCAAAUCCUUCCAGAAUGAGUCUGUUUCUCUCAUCUUUUGUAAGGUUUUCGUUAAUACCAAACUCAGGAGGUCUGGAUCUCACAGAACUUGCUCCAGUUACAUAUUGAAUCUGAUGAAUUAAAGGGAUAGUUCACCCCAAAAUGAAAAUUCUGUCAUCAUUUACUCCCCCUCAAAUUGUUACAAACCUGUAUGAAUUUCUUUGUUCUGCUGAACACAAAGGAAGAUAUUUGGAAGAAUGUUUGUAACCAAGCAGAUCUCGCCCCCCAUCUGCUUGGUUACAAACAUUCUUCCAAAUAUCUUCCUUUGUGUUCAGCAGAACAAAGAAAUUUGAGGGGGAGUAAAUGAUGACAGAAUUUUCAUUUUUGGGUGAACUAUCCCUUUAAGAGCCGGAUGUGUCUGGACAGCGUGCAACGUCUCCCUGAUAGCCAGUUCACUCCUACGCUAGCUAAUUGGUUCUGAUGGGUCGUGUUCUGUAUUUGCACACCUAUGUUCUAGGAUGAGGGUUUAUAGGAGAAUUUAAAUGAGGUCAGAUGGAGAAACAAACAGAUGACUGUGAUUUAAUGAGCAUGGUAAACCAUUUAUGUUUGUGAGACAACUGAUCUGUUUCAAUGUGAGAUUCUUUACUUGUGAUUGAGUAUGACUUGAGUAUGUUUGCCUGCUGAGGUUUUUAUUGUCAUAAAUGUGUUUUUUUUUACUGUUGUUAAAAUAAAUUUCUAGUUCUUGAUUGUU
Molecule: messenger RNA, 2522 nt
Organism: Ctenopharyngodon idella (grass carp)
Lineage: Eukaryota; Metazoa; Chordata; Actinopteri; Cypriniformes; Xenocyprididae
Gene: xpnpep3
Product: X-prolyl aminopeptidase 3, mitochondrial
Exons: 10
Coding region: 241-1773 (510 amino acids)
Cellular component (GO): mitochondrion
Molecular function (GO): metalloaminopeptidase activity; manganese ion binding
Source: RefSeq, a predicted model, not a curated record